CGUCAUCUUACGCCAAUUCCCGGGAACCCUAGCAUUUCCUCGUCGCACCAUCUGCACCUUAACUUAUCGCGCUGUAGUUUCCGCACUUGGCCGCAGCCGGCCCACCUGUUUCGGACUCGGGGUUGGUAUUGGUAGCAACGGAGCCUCGUCUGUUGUGCUUGCCUCGUCUUCCUUGUUUACCUGUAGCGACAACACCGCCCAACACCUUCGAGACGCCCACCCUCUCUCUCUCUCUCUCUUUCUCCUCCUGCAUGGCCUCAUAAACACACCACCACCCCACGCCAGGCUCUUACUCGUUGUCGCAGCUCCGCCAUGCUAUUCUGAUUUCCCUCCUACCCUCGCUCGUUGUCUCCCCCAUCCAACUGUCGUCGCUCGUUCCCGCGCAAUUGGGCAAAAUGGUCGCCAUCAACUCUGAGCCCGCGGCCCUCUCCGCAGACGACUUGUCGCUCUUCUACACCACAGACGAGCUUCUUUCCAAAUCCCCUGUCCUCAUCUUCUACGGACCGACGGCCACUUCGACCCAGGCGACGCAUUCGCGCAUCCAAACCCACGUCUUCACGCCAGCCGGCUUCCAGAGUUUCGCGCGUCUGAUCAUCUCACCCACAGCCACCUUCUACAACGCGGUCACAUGCCUACCCCGAGAAGAACAAGGAGACGAGAUAUGUCGUGGCUUGGCUUUUAGUUUGUACAAGUACUUCGCCGAGCUGCCGCAGGAGAUUAAGAAUGCGUGGGAGAAGAGGUACAGCACGCUGGGGCACUUGCCCUCGGCCCCGAAGCUGUUCUCAGAGUCACAUGCUGCAAUGGUCGCGGCAAAGAUGGUCAAGGUCGAGAACGUGGCAGAUGUCAUAGUAGACGUACGCCAUGCAUUAGGAGAGCAGACGCUGUCGUGGGUCGACUUGGAUGUUGUCCUGCCACAGGGGAGCAUCCAAAAGCUCGAGUCACGCGAGUCGGCCCAGUUUGAUGAAUCCGAAGACGACAUCAGCCUGCAACGCUACGGCCAAUACGCGCCCAUCGUAAAGUUGUUUGGAGAGUCGGCGUUCCUUCCCACCUCGAGACUUCGCCGAGCGCCCUCGAAGCCAACUGCCCUGAACCGAUCACAGUCCUUCUCAAGAAAGCAAAAGGAGACACUACGACGAGAAAUGUGCGAGCUGUUGGACACAGAGGAGAACUACGUGAGCAAACUCCAUGACUUGGUGCAUACUGUCGCAGUCGAGUUCCGUGAGAAGGCGAAGCACAAAUCGCAGUCAAGCUCCAGCCCCAACGAGGAGGCCCUACAGGCCCUGUUCCCUCCGAGUCUCGAUAGCAUACUCGACAUCAACGCUAAAUUCCUGGACACCAUACGCAUCAUCUUGGAAGAGACAGAAAAUGGAGCCAUCGAAGACAUUGAACAGGCCACAGACGACAUCUUCAUCGCGCCGCUACGAGGACAAAAGGAUCCCCCAGACGUGACUGGAGCUGCAGCAUUUGCGAAGACGCUUGUUGAGUGGUUUCCCCAGUUCGGCGACUGCUACACGGACUACAUGGCUGCACAUGGCGACUUCUCACAGCUGCUAAAGGUCUUCACAAAAGAUACCACUUCUAGCUUCUCGAAACGAGUAUACGACACAGGCGAGCAGCGAUUGAUGUCUAUGCUGAUUGAGCCUGUCCAACGCCUUCCGCGGUACAAUCUCUACAUCGACAACAUCAUUAAACAACUUCCAGUCCGCCAUCCCGCGAUCAAGACGUUCCUCAAGGCAAGGGACAUCAUUUCUGAGAUUUGCUCAAGGGAAAGUCCAACGGCACAACAGAUCAGAGUGUUUGACCGCCUGCGCAAAAUGGUCUCUGGGUGGCCAUCAACCUUCAACCCACAAGGAAGACUCAUCACAGCCGUUGACUACGUGGAGCUUUCUCCGCCCUAUCAUGGAGAUCUGUCCGGGCCAUCAACAUCGUCUGGAAUCUUUGUCCUUUUCACCGACUCCCUGGUGCUUCUCAGCAUACCGAGUGGUUGCGUGACAAGUGCCCGAAGCUUGCUUUCAGAUUUGGACAAUCCAAAAUUCGCCGAGUCAUUCAGCGGUGCUACAGAGCUUGUUUUCCAUCAGCACUUGCAGCUCUGCGACCUCUUCAUUAGUGAGCACUCUGAGGGGAGCAUCCUCCAAGUACUGUCUCCUGUACCUCAUUCAAGUCAGCCAGGACGACCACGAAGCCGAGACCGACAAUAUGUUGGCAUUCGAAUGUUCUACCUGAAGGGCGUCUAUGAGGGCAAAGGGCAAAAGGUUGUGGAGGAGUUCACAAAGGCCCGUGUAGAAGGCCGUUUCCCCGAAACGGAGCGAGAGGGUUUCAAAUGGGAGGUGCGAAGCCUAGCUGGCGAUCUAUCCUUUUUCUCGUCCGUGUCCGAGGAAACGGAAUGCCCAAAGACAGAAGGCCGAAAAGAGCCCGCAAAGGUUCAGAUCCUUGUGGAAGCAUCGAAACACUCGCAGCCUAUGCAAGUGGGAGAUGAAGGCAUCGAACUCACGGUGUCCAUUUCUAUAUUGGGAGACGGAUUCUUCCUUUUGGACACCAGUGGUGCGAACGGCUAUGCGGCACGCGAUAAGUUGACCAGCCUUGAGUUCCUCCCUGUGUUGACCAAACGCCUGGCGAACUAUUUCCAGCUGCGCAACAGUGUCAGAAACCCCAUGUUGUCUGAAGCGUACCUCUUCCGAAAUCGGCGAAUCCUCAAAUCGCUUAGUAUCCAGCUGCAUGAGCUUGAAGAAGAGCAGGAAGGUAAGAGCCGCCCACACUCUCCCGUGAAGAUGCUGUCAAGCAUCUUCGGCAGCAGUGUGAGCAGAGAAGGCGGUUCUCGCAGGCUCCAGCGCAGCCCACACACUCUAGGAGAGAUACCUCGGAUGGCGCCCCCUCUUCUCCCUGCCUUCUCCCGAACCCGCAGUUGUGACGGUGACCUGUCCCGGCCCACAUCAUCUAACAAGAGCGCUGGCUUCAAUGCCUCUACACCCACAGACUCUCCUGUAAAGCUAGAAGAAUCUCUAGCAAACCUUACCAUGGCUUUACAUGCGCGAAAGGGCAAUAUCGUGGGUCGCUCUGUUCGAGCAAGAGCGGCUGCAGACGAGCUCAUAGUUAAUGAGCUAUACAACUCCCUCCUAGAGAACCCUUCGAACAUGGAUCUUGCUGGUCAGUCCUCGGUUGACGUCCUCUUCGCGGUUUUCGAGAAAUUUCUCGACGUGGCUUGGAAGGAAAGGAUGGGACCGGUGCUGUCUCACGCAAUGUUUGUUUCACUACAAAUGAGAUCAGACAGCAUGUAUCCGGGCGAAUUUGAAGAGUUUUUCCGAACCACAUUCAUCGAUCUUACCCCACAUAACCAACGAGCUCUCCGGGCCAUUGUCCAUCUUCUCGCCGAGUUGCUUGACGGCACUAGUAAUGAUGGCGAUCGAGGGAUUCUCACGGCAGCGUUCGCAGAGAUGCUCGUGCCUGCCGGUAAUGCGAAUGACUUCAUCUCGCUAAUGGACCGGCUUGUGCAAGACAUAGAGGCACUUUUCCCGAGUCCGACUCCGGGAUUCAAUACACCGAAUUAUGGCUCCAUCGAUUCCAAGGGCCGUAUUACCGCUGCCGGCUCGAUCAACUCCAACACGUCGUUGAGGAAACGCUUUGGCUUCGGUACCCUGACAAGGGAGAACAGCAAAUCCGAAAGCGAUUCCAAAGUGGGAUCGUUGUGGCGUUCGUUGAGCAAGAAUAGUCAUGGGACAGAUAGUCAGCCUUCCAGUGUGUCAAAAGCUGGGCCUGCUUCCCUCGGCCGCUCUAACUCUACAGACAAUGCUCGGCUUUCGCCAAAACGGCCUUCCUCUCGUGAUCGUCCGACCGUACUAGGCGCGUUCACCUUUGAGAAUUCGAGCACUAGUGGCCGGGCUUUCAUGGGUGCCCUGGGGACAAUCGGAGAGGUACCGCCUACUGCUGGGCCUCCCCGCAAGAAGCGCCGCUCUUCGUUGAGCGACCUAAAGAUGUUGCAGGAUGCUAACGAUGCGCCCUUGUGGUCUUCGCAGACUCCUCGUAGGCCUGACUCUGUAUUGCGGGAUGACCGAGAAGCCAGCAUUUCACCGCGAACACCUUCACGCAUCCCACCGUCGCUUUUGAAAAACACGUCAUCCAUCCCGACGCCGACGCGCUUAGGCUCGCCAAUGCGAAAAGAAAACUCACCAGCGAAUGCGCUCGAGCGUGCUGGCAGUGUGCGUCCCAAGUCGAUUGCCGCAAAACCGGAGUCGAAAGAUGAAGUUACCAUCAAAUCGUAUAUUCACACAAAGAGGAGAGGCCAGUCGGUCACGGGGAUUCCUUCGUUCAAGCCCACGACAAGUUCGGGAUUGUCAGAACGCCCAGGAUCCGGGAAUACUAUCAAGAUGCCACCCCCCGGUUCUCGAUCUCCCCCCAAGCCAAGCACGCCUUCAGCGAACCCACCAAAGCGGCUCAGGAUGCAAUCCCCUCAGAAGUUGCGUGAGCGGCUGCAGAAUCAACAACGAGACAUUGACACGGCGUCGGAGGACCUGCAGAAUGAGCUGAGCGCUAUCGGUCAGGAGCUGAAUGCUAGAAGCAUCCCCCGUCUAACCACGCAAAGUCCAGCUCCUCCUUCGACGCCAGGGCCCGGCCCGCCGAAGUCUUUGGAAGUGCGUAUCGCUACACUCGAAAAGCAGCUCAAGAGCAGCCUGGGUGGGCUGUCAACACGUACCACAAGCAUUGCCAACGACGUUAGCAGCUCGCUCCAAGUGUCUGAGGCUCGAUGCAAGCACUUGGACCAACUGUAUCGCGACAUGAACGCGGAGAAUGAAGCAUUGUACGCGCGAUUCAACGAGGAGCUUGAAAAGGCGACUAGCAGUGCGCGCAAGGGCAAGGCCAGUGAGGAGGUGGAGCGACGUCUGAAGGCGAGUGAGGAGGAAGCAGCACGGCUAAGGAAAGAAAAUGCGCGACUGAAGCGGGAGGUUGCAGGCUUGAAAGCACAGAUCAGGGAGUGAGUAGGUCAUGGCACCUGCUUACAGGCCUUUGGUUUCCCUUCAGUCCAUGUGAGAGCUGAGCAGAGCAUUAACAUGGCGUUGCAGGUUGCGGGAAAGCGGCUUGCUUGUUCAUUUUGUCGUUUUAGCAAGCAUUUGUUUGAGUUGGAUGAUUUGGGUGCUUACUAGGAGCAUGAUUCGGAUCAGGCGCUUCAUGGUGGAUAUGCUCAUUAUAGCCGGCUUCUCGGCUUUUUUCCCCGUCUUGGUACCUAUUAGCAUGGUUCUGGUUGCGCUGGAGGUUUGGAGAGUGAAGCAAGGCAAACAGAACUGCACAACGACGACAUGAACUGGAGUAUUAGGGUUUACUGGGCAAUAUACCACGUGCA
Cucurbitaria berberidis CBS 394.84 is the source of this 5332-nucleotide messenger RNA. RefSeq lists its product as uncharacterized. The coding region runs from base 396 to 4970 and encodes 1524 amino acids. The record is from RefSeq and is a predicted model, not a curated record. The transcript has a single exon. NCBI's taxonomy places the organism in Eukaryota, Fungi, Ascomycota, Dothideomycetes, Pleosporales, Cucurbitariaceae. Gene Ontology annotation, molecular function: guanyl-nucleotide exchange factor activity.